Molecule: messenger RNA, 1006 nt
Organism: Funneliformis mosseae
Lineage: Eukaryota; Fungi; Glomeromycota; Glomeromycetes; Glomerales; Glomeraceae
Source: the annotation of a GenBank genome assembly
AUGUUGUUUCUAUAUCGUAUCCUAUAUUCAAUUUUUAUAAUCAAUUUAUUUGUUUCCUAUAACCCAACAUUAUGCGAAACAUACAAAUAUACUAGAGAAUAUCUUCUCAACAGCAAGCUUUUUAACCUUGAACCACCACAAACUGCCUUUUCUCUUGACAUUCAACCCAUUAGUUAUCCUGAUAAAUGCGAAUUAAUACAAUUACAUUCGGUUUCUAGACACGGAUCAAGAUAUCCAACUCCAGAAGAUAUCAUAGCUUUUGACGAAUUGGAAAAAAUAUUUGCUAAUGUUUCUUUUGCAAAAGAAUGGUAUAAAAAUCCUUUCCCCAUGAGGAAAAGUCAACAAUUGGUCAAACGAGGAGAAAUCGAACCUUAUUUUGAUGGUUUACAAUCUCGUAAGAGAUACACAAAAUUUUGGGAUGGAGUUGAAUAUGAUCCCGAAGUUAUAAAAUUUCAAAGCACUCAAACUCCAAGAACCGGUGCGUCGAUGAUGUCUUUUUCUCAAGGAUUAUUUAAUGGCAAGGGUCCUUUAGACACUUGCAAAAGCCAACCCAUAUAUUAUUGGAAUUUACCACAGGAACAAGAUGAUAUAUUAUCUAUGUAUCUCGCCUGUCGACGUUGGAACGAGACCGUUGUUGCAAGUAAUAAAUUACUUGAACAAAGCUAUGCUUACGGUAACACGACUCUAACCCAAAUUGCCAAGCGACUUUCCGAAAGAUAUCAUUUAAGUCCACAUCUUGAUCCACAUCUAGUACCAGAAAUUUUUCAAAAUUGCCGAUUUUGGCUCACGGUUUUUAAUCGAACCGACGCAUGGUGUUCACUAUUAAGUCCUAAAGAACUUUUACUAAUACGACAUCAUUACGAUAUAAUUUUUUAUUAUCAAUAUUCUUACGGUCAUCCUCUUAAUACACGACUGGGCUGUAGAUAUUUCACUCAGCUUGUGAAUGGAGUUGAAGAUUAUUUAAAUGGUAAUUCUAGUAUGAUUGCUGAUCUAAAAAAUGCUCAUA